GAACCCACCACUGGAACCACCACUGCAGGCCGAAGAUCACGUUUCAAAUCACGGGACCAAAUCAUCGGCUCAGCGGGCCACGGCAAAUUGUGAAGCUUGGUUCAGCAGCACAUAUCACCCAUCUCCCCGUCGACGACGUCCGUCUCUGCAACAGAGGCCAAUAUCCCAACCCCGCCAAUUGGCCGACGACAUCACCAUGAACUCGCUUCGUGUCGCCCGUGUAGCUCUCCGGGCCCGCCCGUCGGCCGUCCGAGUCCCGCUGCAGCGAAGAGGUUAUGCUGAGGCCGUUUCCGACAAGAUCAAGCUGAGCUUGUCGCUCCCCCACCAGUCCAUUUACAAGUCCCAGGAUGUCGUGCAGGUCAACAUCCCCGCCGAGUCGGGCGAGAUGGGCGUCCUGGCCAACCACGUCCCCUCGAUGGAGCAGCUGAAGCCCGGCCUGGUCGAGGUCAUUGAGGAGAGCGGGGGCAGCAAGCAGUUCUUCCUGUCGGGCGGCUUCGCCAUUGUCCAGCCCAACUCUCACAUGAGCAUCAACGCCGUCGAGGGCUUCCCCCUCGAGGACUUCAGCGCCGAUGCCGUCAAGGCCCAGAUCGCCGAGGCCCAGAAGGUGGCCAGCGGCAGCGGAAGCGAGCUGGACAUUGCAGAGGCCAAGAUCGAGCUGGAGGUGCUGGAGAGUCUGCAGGCUGUCCUGAAAUAGACUUCUGUCAUAGACAUGCCCAUCUUAUCCCUGUAACAUAAUCUGAUUAUAAAAAAGUUGCCCCCCA
Messenger RNA from Gaeumannomyces tritici R3-111a-1, 761 nucleotides. RefSeq names its product ATP synthase subunit delta. Gene Ontology annotation, biological process: proton motive force-driven ATP synthesis. Gene Ontology annotation, molecular function: proton-transporting ATP synthase activity, rotational mechanism. The coding region runs from base 197 to 694 and encodes 165 amino acids. NCBI's taxonomy places the organism in Eukaryota, Fungi, Ascomycota, Sordariomycetes, Magnaporthales, Magnaporthaceae. The transcript is spliced from 5 exons. The record is from RefSeq and is a predicted model, not a curated record.